Molecule: messenger RNA, 2031 nt
Organism: Spirometra erinaceieuropaei
Lineage: Eukaryota; Metazoa; Platyhelminthes; Cestoda; Diphyllobothriidea; Diphyllobothriidae
Source: the annotation of a GenBank genome assembly
AUGAAACUCCAGUCUCUGCUCCGCCCCAUGAAUGGAAGAAAUAUGGCCACGAGAGUUGUUAACCUCUCGAAAAGGAAUCUCCUACCGGCUGAAAUCAACCUCCUGUCUAAGGGAAUAGGAUUUAAUCCCACGGAUGCUACACCUACCAACUUUCUAGCUGGUCUCGAAUCCAUUCUACUGACCUCUGUCCUGCCUGAAGACAAGCGCGCGGACAUACGCAGCUGUGCCACCGGUAUCCUCCGGCAAAAAAGACACCAGCAAACUCUACCGGCAGAAGAAGCGCAAGGAUUGCGAGCACUGAAAUCGGACCACAGCAUCGUUGUUGUUCCUGCCGACAAAGGUGGCGCUACCGUCAUCAUGGACAAAACUGACUAUGUCAACAAGGCGAAUAUAAUCUUCAGUGACACGGAUUCUUACACCAUUCUCACCGAAGACCCAACGAAAAAGCAAGCCGCAGCCAUCAAGAAAAAGGUUAAUGAGCUUGCUCGUCUGAAAGUCAUAGGUCCAGAUGACUCAAAGUUUAUGACCCUCAGUGAUCCCCAUGUCGCACACGCGUACGGUCUCCCAAAGGUUCACAAAAUUGGUGCCCCACUGAGGAUUAUAGUACCGCUCAUCGGAUCCCCUACCUACAAUUUAGCCAAGUUGCUGUACAAGCAUCUGAAGCCGCUAACUCACGGAUCUCGCUACAGCAUUAACAGCUCCAACGAAUUCCUCAACCGGAUUGACGGCCUCAAUGUAAGCACUGAUGAAUGCUUCUUGUCUUUUGACGUCGUUGCCUUAUUUUCUUCAAUACCGCACGACUUGGCAAUUGACUGCGUAGCCCAACGACUACAGGACAAUCCUGUUAGUAUCCCAGCGCACCACGUUAUAGAACUGCUCCAACUGUGCCUUAAGAACUAUUGUAAGUUCGACAAUAAGUACUACCAACAGGUGAAGGGAAGUCCAAUGGGCUCCCCAAUAUCCGGUCUACUCGCCGAAGUAGUGCUACAGCGACUAGAACAUGAGGUUUUUCAAACUCUCAACCCCAAAAUGUGGCUCCGCUAUGUAGACGACACCUUUGUCGUAAUAAAGAACCGCGACGUCGAAAGGCUACAUCAGAGGCUGAAUGAAGUCAUUCCGGCCAUACAAUUUACCCGCGAAGAGGCAGUGGGAGACAGUCUGUCGUUUCUGGACGUGAAAAUACAAAGGCUGGACGACGGUAACCUCGCAACCAGCGUCCAUAGAAAAGGGUCUGAUUCUGAGAUCAUCCUCAAUUAUGGAAGCAAUCACCCUGCGGCUCACAAAAGAAGCUGCGUCCGAACCCUCUUCCACCGGGCCUACCGGUAUUGCAGCAAUGAAGAUCUGCUGAAGAAAGAAGUAGGCUUUCUAUAUCGGCUAUUUCGAUCUAACGGAUACCCAGUCAGUUUCGUGAAGAACUGCCUCAGACGUCAGGCACAACCUCGAGACCCCUUCUCAGAUGGAGAAACCGUGACGCGGAAAUUCUUCUCCCUGCCCUAUAUGCAGGGGACCUCAGAAAUGAUCGCCCGUCAGUUAAGUCAGUUCGGUAUUCGCGUUUCCCACAAGCCUGCAUCCUCGCUGCGCACAGUCUUAACUCGAGUAAAGGAUUCUAUCCCCAAAGAGGAACAGACUAACGUCAUUUAUCGCAUCCCGUGUGCAAAUUGUCCCUGCGUAUAUGUUGGUCAUACAGGACGACGCCUGGGAACUCGUAUUAAUGAACACAAACUAGCUGUCCGUCGCCGUGAUCCACUGUCCCUCGUCUUUGCACACGCACUCCAGUGCGACCACCGUUUUAAUUGUGAUAACACCGAGGUCAUCGCCACGGCCGACACAAAACGGGCGAGAGAAUUCCUAGAGGCAUGGCACUCUAACGCGGAUAGCAUCAACCGCCAUGUUUACCUAGACGUCCAUUAUGAGGGCCUAAGAUCACGCCUCACUAAGCCGAGCCCCACGCCGCAUCAGCAGCCGCUAAUCCAGGCGCCCGCAGUUCUGCCAACCUACCAUUCUCCCUCCCCUCCAACACGGGAGCCGUAA